Molecule: messenger RNA, 1212 nt
Organism: Beauveria bassiana ARSEF 2860
Lineage: Eukaryota; Fungi; Ascomycota; Sordariomycetes; Hypocreales; Cordycipitaceae
Product: triose-phosphate transporter
Exons: 4
Coding region: 1-1212 (403 amino acids)
Cellular component (GO): Golgi apparatus; endosome; trans-Golgi network
Molecular function (GO): antiporter activity
Source: RefSeq, a predicted model, not a curated record
AUGUCUACCGAAGACAAGGUGCGCGUGUCUGGCGAUGCGCCUCGCAACGCUGCGCCAGUUCUCCCUACCGUCAACCCUGCCUCGGAGAAGCCUCAGCCUGCUACCGGCAGCAUUCAUCCGGCUCUCUAUGUUCUUGUUUGGAUUGGCUUCUCCUCCUCCGUCAUCCUCUUCAACAAGUGGAUUCUGGAUACCCUCAAAUUCCGCUACCCUGUUAUCCUCACCACCUACCACUUGGUCUUUGCUACCGUCGUCACCCAGGCCCUCGCCCGCUGGACCACUGUCCUCGAUGGUCGCAAAAAUGUCAAGAUGACUGGCCGUGUCUACCUCCGCGCCGUUGUCCCUAUCGGUCUUUUCUUUAGUCUGAGCUUGAUUUGCGGUAACCUGACCUACCUCUACCUGUCUGUUGCCUUUAUCCAGAUGCUCAAGGCUACCACGCCCGUCGCUGUCCUUCUCGCCGGCUGGUGCCUGGGUGUCUCGCAGCCCAACAUCAAGCAGUUCCUCAACGUUUCCGCCAUCGUCGUUGGUGUCAUCAUUGCCUCGUUCGGCGAGAUCGACUUCGUCCUUGUCGGCUUUCUCUUUCAAAUGGCUGGUAUUCUCUUCGAGGCCCUUCGUCUUACCAUGGUUCAGCGUCUUCUGAGCUCUGCCGACUUCAAGAUGGACCCCCUCGUCUCCCUCUACUACUUUGCUCCUGUCUGUGCUGCUAUGAACGGUCUCGUUGCUCUGUUCUGGGAGGUCCCCAAGGUCAGCAUGGCCGAGGUUUACCAUGUCGGUCUCUUUACUUUUUUCCUGAACGGUCUUUGCGCCUUUAUGCUCAACGUCUCUGUUGUUUUCCUUAUUGGCAAGACAUCCGCUGUCGUCUUGACCCUCUGCGGUGUCUUUAAGGACAUUUUGCUCGUCGUCGCCUCCAUGAUGAUCUGGGGCACUCCCGUUACUCCCCUGCAGUUCUUCGGUUACUCAAUCGCUCUCGGCGGCAUGGUCUACUACAAGCUCGGCUAUGACCAGCUCAAGGGCUAUGCUGGUGAGGCCUCUCGCCAAUGGGCCGAGUUUGGUGCUCGCAAGCCUAUUCUGCGCAAGCUCAGCAUCAUUGUCAUGAUCUUCUUCACCGUCGCCCUCUUGUUCAGUAGCCUGGCCCCUUCAUAUGCGCCCAACUACAAUCCUGGAGGGCUUGUUGCCGACGUCACUAGUGAGAUAGGCAAGACUGAUGCCAACUGA